Messenger RNA from Paraglomus occultum, 1086 nucleotides. Lineage: Eukaryota; Fungi; Glomeromycota; Glomeromycetes; Paraglomerales; Paraglomeraceae. The record is from the annotation of a GenBank genome assembly.
AUGUUGAAAUCAGGGCACGACCUAGUCGAAGGAACCGUAAUACCUGAGAGUGCGUUCCGCGAUCUUGCUCAAUAUUACCACGGUCAUAGAGAUGGGACCGAAUUUAGUGUUGAUAUACAGAUGCGAAUAGUCGAACAUGCUGACGAGCCGUUGCGUACAUUAUGGAUAACCUACGACAGGAGCCUGGAUACGAAAAUGACCUACCAUGGCCGAUUCAAGAAAGAUGACGAGACAAAGACCGAAAAAGCAAUGCAGACAGGGGAAACUCUGGACGAUGAGCAGAGCAGUAGCGAUGAUGGAGAAAAGUCUCAAUGGGAAGAAUCGUUUGAUUCUCAAUUUGAUUCGGCCGUUACUCGUGCAAAAACUACAAGACCCUGCGCAUCUUGGGAGAAUGUGCUUAUGGAAUUGUCAAGUUGGCAUACAAUAAGAAAGAUCCAGAAAAGUCAAGGAUUCUUGUUGACAGGUGGAUACCUCAUGAGUACUCGGAAAUAUUCCGUCAGAGAUACACAUUCUCCACACACUCCGGCAACUCUCUCAUCCAAAUAUAGUACACGUGAACAAACCAUUACUACAUUUAAAUCUCCACGGACCGGAAUGGGCUUGUUUGAAUACAUAGAACUGGACGCUUCGAUGCCUGAAACUGAAUCAAAUCGAUAUUCUGACAAGUUGCCUGUGCGAAGGCAAACAUUCUGUGGAAAUUUGGAUUAUGCUGCGUCUGAGUUGUUGACUGGUCGGGAAUAUGAUGGCCCUCCACGGAUAUCUGGGUCUUGUUAUGUUAUACGGAGAGAAUCCAUCUAUAAUAUAAUGUAUACGCGACAUUUUGCUCGAGUGACCAUGGGAUGUUCAGCACGGGUGAAACAACGUAUAGGUUACGAGGUCAAAAUUGGAGGAUCGGUUAUUUGGCUGACGCCUACAUUGGAAACAUCUCUUCACUUUUUAUUGAAUCUAGAAAAUGCGGGUGGACAUUGGUAUGAGUUAUUCGUGACGACAUACGAGACGGAUUUGACGGCGAUGGUCCAGGCAUGUUAUAUUUUCUAUCAGUUGUCCAACUACAUGCUGAAAAUGCAGGCCGUAGAAUCUCAAUGA